Messenger RNA from Lachancea fermentati, 2097 nucleotides. Lineage: Eukaryota; Fungi; Ascomycota; Saccharomycetes; Saccharomycetales; Saccharomycetaceae. The record is from the annotation of a GenBank genome assembly.
AUGAAAUUUAUUGCCCUUGUUUCAGGGGGUAAAGAUUCAUGCUACAGUAUUCUACACAGUAUACGUCAGGGCCAUGAAAUUGUGGCGCUUGCAAAUCUUCAUCCAAUUGACGAAAACGAACAAGAACUAGAUAGUUUCAUGUUUCAAACAGUGGGUCAUGAUAUUGUUUCUCUCUAUGAAAAAUGUACCGGCUUACCAAUGUUCAGGAGACCUAUCAAGCCACAGGGUUCUAAAAACAUAUCUUUGAACUAUUCGCCGACGAGAGAUGACGAAAUAGAAGACUUGUAUGAAUUACUCAAGGAAGCAAAAAAACAAAUGCCGGAAAUUGAGGCAGUCAAUGCGGGCGCGAUUCUAUCAUCAUAUCAACGCACAAGAGUUGAAGAUGUUUGUAGAAGGCUCAAUCUUAUUUCUUUGAGCUACUUGUGGCAAAGAGACCAAUACGAACUAAUGAGCGAAAUGUGCACAAUGUCAAAGGUAACAGACGAGACACUUGAACCGAAAAUGGAUGCUCGGAUUAUCAAAGUCGCUGCUGCUGGCCUUGACGAUCGCCAUUUAGGUAAGUCUCUACCGAAAAUUUUUCCAAUAUUACAGAGAUUGAAUAGCAUGUAUGAAGUGCAUAUAUGCGGCGAAGGUGGUGAAUUUGAAACACUGGUCUUGGAUGCACCAUUCUUUGUGAACGGAUAUCUCAGAGUUAUUGGGCAGAACAUUGGAACGUCUGAAGGCAAUGCUGGUGUAUACAGCACGUGCUUGGAAGUGGAAGUAGUUGAGCGACAAACAACGCAACCAGUUGAAGCUUUGAUCAGAGAGCUCCCUGUCCCUCCUCUUCUUGAGGAGCCUUGGGAGCUUUUGCGUAAGAAGCUACUCGAGGACCAUUAUGAACUGCCAAGGGAUGGUAAUAUAUUAAAAGGCAAUGAUAUAACCUCCCCCCGCACUUGUGUGGAAGCAAUAGGACGGAAUUUGCACAUUUCAAAUUUAAGGCCGCUUCAAGGAAGUUGCCUCGAUGAAAAAUGUCGUGAUGUGUUCGCUCAAUUAGAGAGAAUCCUCUCCGAAAGACAUCUUACUCGAUCUCAAAUUCUGGCUUCCACACUUAUACUAUCAAAUAUCGAAAACUUUGCGGCUGUGAACGAAAACUACAACAAUUUCUUCGACGUCUCAAAUAUGGGUCCUCUUCCACCAUCGAGGUCAUGCGUUGAAUCAAAUUUACUUGGCGAGAACAGUCCACUUCAAUUGUCUGUGAUAGUGGAUAACUCUCACAAGCUGAUAAAAGAAGGCAAGAUACUAACUAACGAUAACAAAGAUGGUUUACAUGUUCAAGGCAGGUCUUAUUGGGCUCCUUGUAACAUUGGACCAUAUUCUCAGGCAAUAUGGGUAAAAAAUGACGUCAAUAGUGUGUGUUAUAUCAGUGGCCAAAUUUCACUUAUACCCUCCACAAUGUCGAUGCCUGAUAAGGUUGACUUUCUAUCCGAUGCAAUCUUUCAAAGCGUACUCUCAUUACGGCAUUUCCACACCCUGAAAGAAACCAUAGGUGCCAGGCAUCAGCUAUCAAUGAUAUGCUAUAUUUCCCAUGAUUCCAUGCCAGCAGUCGUAGCCAGGACAUGGGCGCAGUAUUGCGAAUCUUUAGCCACGUGCUGGGAGCACGACGGAGAAUCCUGCCAGGCAGAGACCAGUUUGCUACUUAUAGUCAAAGUUUCUAAUUUACCUCGGGGCGCAUUGUGUGAAUGGGGUGGCAUUGCCUGCCGCCGAGAGGACUACGUGGAUGAAGAUGAAGAUGAAGAUGACAAUCAUAUUGGUCAGCGAAAUGGAAAAAUCAUCGAAGCGGACGACAGUCACGUUUCUUAUGAUGAUGUAAAGCUUGCUUAUAAGACUUUAGUCACGCGAGGUAGUGAAAUCAGGCAAUAUAUCACCAUGUUUUUGGAUUCAACUGAACAUCUGUGCGAAUUAAUAGAAAAGCACAAUUCACGUCACAUAGUCUUAUACUACAAUCCCAACUCAACACCUUCAUGUCAGGAUAUAACAAAUGUUGAACAUAAUCCAGUUGAAAAAGUUUACGAUAGUGAUGGUAACAGAAGACUUUUAGCUUUGCAAAUCAAUUCAUGA